Messenger RNA from Rhodamnia argentea, 807 nucleotides. RefSeq names its product G-type lectin S-receptor-like serine/threonine-protein kinase At1g11300. Gene Ontology annotation, molecular function: ATP binding; protein kinase activity. The coding region runs from base 1 to 807 and encodes 268 amino acids. The transcript has 4 exons. Gene Ontology annotation, biological process: protein phosphorylation. Lineage: Eukaryota; Viridiplantae; Streptophyta; Magnoliopsida; Myrtales; Myrtaceae. The record is from RefSeq and is a predicted model, not a curated record.
AUGAGAGAAACUAAAGCGAGAAGAUGGAUCCAAAAUGCAGUUUUCGAUUUCAAUAACAUUGUUGCAGCUACAGACAAUUUCAGCAUGGCAAAUAAAUUGGGGCAAGGAGGUUUUGGUCCAGUCUAUAAGGGCAAGCUAAAAGAUGGUAAGGAGGUUGCUGUCAAAAGGCUUUUCAGCAGUUCGGGCCAAGGGAUCGAGGAGUUCAAGAAUGAGAUUGUUCUUAUAUCAAAGCUCCGCCAUAGAAAUCUCAUUCGGGUCAUUGGGUGCUGCAUUGAACUAGAAGAGAAAAUUCUGGUAUAUGUAUGCUUGCCUAACAAAAGCUUGGAUACAUUUAUUUUUGAUAUGAAAAGGAAAGCUGAACUUGACUGGUCUAAGCAGUUCUGUAUCAUUGGGGUGGUAGCUAGAGGGCUUCUCUAUCUCCACAGAGAUUCUUGCCUUCGGAUCAUCCUUCGAGACUUGAAAGCCAGCAACAUUCUCCUCGACAAAAAGUUUAAGCCGAAGAUUUCUGAUUUUGGCCUCCCAAGGUUGUUUCUGAUAGGGAGAAAAGUUUCAGCUAGGUUUCUUCAGCCUGGAAACUCCAGCAACAGAUUCCUCGCAAUAAGCUACCACAAGAUCCUGGAUAAGACCAUUGUUUGGGUGGCAAAUCGAGAUAAUCCUGCGAAUGAUACGUCAGGGGUUCUGAGGAUAGGUAAUGAAGGGAAACUAGUCCUCGUCGACCGAGCAGAAAGAGUCUUGUGGUUGUCAAAUAACAUGAAUACUUCUUCGCAAAGCAUAGUUGCUCAGCUCCUGGAUUCUGGAAAGUUUUGA